UUUGUUUAUGCCGUCGACAGUGGAUGACAGCGGCUGCAGAGAGAGCAAACGCCGCCGGUGGGAAAACAAGCUGCGUUUGGGACAUUGUGUCGCCAACUGAGCUAUCUAGUUAGUUAAUAUCGCGCACUAUUUAUUAAUAAACAUCUCCGGAAAGUUUCCCCGGACAGCUGUGAACAGUCAGCCCGUUAUCUGUAGGUAAACCGGACACGGGAUGUAAAUUAAUCCAGACGGGACCAGCCCCGGGAGCAGCAGUCAGUCAGUCACACCCUUGUCUGGGGCGGGUGGUGGGUUUGCUACAGAAGCUCUGCCGUGCAACACUAAAAAUCUGCUAUCCUACACAUGUUGUGAUGUUUUUUGUAUCCCUAAAUGUUACCCGAGACCUGUGAGUCGGAGCUGUAGAAGAGUAUUUAACUGGAUAUGACUGACUCAUCGUUAUUAUGGCACGGACGGAGGAGAUAACCCUGAACGGUGUGACUGCUGCAGUGCCGACCAGAUAGCCUCAUAACAAGCUACACUGCAUCUACACAUCCAGUCUUUUUCUAUUAAACAUAUAUAUUAUAUAUUAUAUAUAUAUAGGCAGCGUGGCAUUAUGAAUUCCCCGAUGUACACCUUUGUCACCCGUGACGACAAUAGCACUGUUUAUGCAGAAGUUUCCAAAAUCCUCCUCUCGACUGGACAAUGGAAGAGGCUGAAAAGAGACAAUCCCAGAUUCAACUUAAUGCUUGGUGAACGGAACAGACUGCCAUUUGGACGUCUAGGUCACGAACCGGGACUGGUGCAGCUGGUGAAUUACUACAGAGGAGCAGACAAGCUUUGCAGGAAGGCGUCGUUGGUCAAGCUCAUAAAGACCAGCCCAGAGCUGUCCGACUCCAGCAACUGGUUCCCAGAAUCCUACAUCAUCUAUCCCACUAACCUCAACACCCCCGUUGCUCCAGCUACAAAUGGCAUUAGCCAUCUGAAGAGCAACCCCAAGACGGAUGAGAGGGAAGUUUUUUUGGCCUCCUAUCACUCCAAAAAAGAAAAUGGGGAGGGUACAGUGUGGAUAGCCAAGUCUUCUGCUGGAGCGAAAGGUGCUGGUAUUUUGAUAUCCCAUGAUGCUAAUCAGCUGCUGGAGUACAUCGAUAAUCAGGGACAGGUUCAUGUUAUUCAGAAGUACCUGGAGAAACCUCUGCUUUUGGAGCCGGGACAUCGCAAGUUUGACAUAAGGAGCUGGGUGCUAGUGGACCAUCAGUACAACAUUUACUUAUACCGGGAGGGCGUGCUGCGGACGUCCUCGGAGCCCUACAACAGCUCUGACCUCCAGGACAUGACCAGCCACCUGACCAACCACUGCAUCCAGAAGGAGCACUCGCAGAACUACGGACGAUAUGAGGAGGGGAACGAGAUGUUCUUCGACGAGUUCAGGCUGUACCUGCUGAACACUCACAAUGUCACCCUGGAGACCGCCGUAUUACCUCAGAUAAAGCAGAUCAUAAAGAGCUGUCUGACAUGUAUCGAGCCGACAAUCAGCACCAAGCACCUGUCCUACCAGAGCUUCCAGCUCUUUGGAUUUGAUUUCAUGGUGGACGAGAGCUUCAAAGUGUGGCUCAUUGAGAUCAAUGGAGCUCCAGCCUGUGCACAGAAACUAUAUUCAGAGCUUUGUCAAGGCAUCGUGGAUGUGGCUAUUUCCAGUGUCUUCUCCAUGAACACCGGCGGUGACUCUUCCUCUGCUUCCUCUUCUCCUUAUUCCUCCUCCCCGUCCUCCACGUUCUCUACCAACUCCUGCUCCUCUCCCAAACUGAGAGGGCCUCUUCAUGUGGGCCCUUUCACUCGACUGUAAGCACACACAAAAAUUCCCCUCGUCUCCUCCGUACUAGAAGCUUCUUCCAUGCUCUGUCCUCACUCCUAAACUCCACAGUACCCGAUAAGUAGCACACUCCAGCGAGCAGAGCCUUCACUCGUCCCUCGUCUGUCACGCCCGGAUGCGAGUCUGUCUUUUUAUGGAAAUCACUGAACUGCAGAAUUGAUCUCUGCUCUCCUGAUUAUGCAUAUUAUGAACGGGAAGAUGGUUAUGAACAGAUCAGCAAGCUUUCUGGGAGUUUCUGAAUGAGGACAGACACCCUUCCAUAUCAGUUCCACCACCAGUUUCUCCCCCAAGCAGAUUAAUGGAGGUCUGAAGGAUGCAGAGACGCUCCAACUGAGACUGUAGUGCCUUACAUUUCCAGCCAUGCUCCCUUAAAAAGACUGCCAGUUAGCUUGCUCUGUUACUGUGACUUGUACUUGUUCAAUAAGCCUUUGCACUGUUGCUCUAUAAAGUCAAUGCGGUUACGAUCAGUCCACAAGAAUUAGCGUAAAACAGAUUUGUUGAUAUUUGAGAUAUUAUGAAUUUGUGUAACUUGUCUCAUCAGACACAAUUUUAAUUUUUUGAAUUGCAGCUUUCUGUACCUAUUAAUUUCAGUGAGGAAUGCUAACAGUGAUCAAGAAGCUACGCAGAUGGAUGUGUUUAAACGUACUUACACACUAACCCAAUGUGUCUGAUGAGCUAAACAUUCAAUAUAUCAAGGUUUGCCUUGAAAACCAACAUUCCUCUUAGCUUGACCGUGUGGACACAACGUAUUAUUUACAUUCAGGGCAGCUGGAUUGCAUAAGUGAACAGGGGAGACUGUGCUUCAUCUGGCAGGUUUGAGUCUGUCCCAACAAGUUCUGCUAAAGUGACCUCUGACAUCUGUAGGGCAGAGAGUAAAUAGAAAAAGAUAUAUGUUUCUGUUCUCAACAGAUUCUUUUACAAAAUAGUCCAGCUGAAGAUGUUUUAUUUGUCAUUUGAAGAGCGCAUGUUUGUGUGAAAGCAUGUAGUAGUGUGCAUCCUCAUACAAGCCCCCAUAGCACCUUCUGCCCCCAGAGCUGCCCUAAUGUCUGUUUUAUUUCUGAUGGAUGAAAAGCUAGACUGUCUUGUGAAGUGUUGUCAGCAAGUGUGUGGAUUAUGUCUUUUGAACUGUUGAAAUGAAAGUAGAGUAGAUUGUACAAAGUGUUUUAUUAUCUCCGUCAGGUUUGGUUGCGUGUGUGUAUCCGUCCGCAGCUACACUCUUAUGCUACUGGAUCCAUCGCACUAAUAUUUUCUCUGGACAUUUAUGACUGUAGGUUCAAGGAUUCAAAAUGUUAUUGACUGCUGCUGGCUACUCUCAAUCGGCCGGUUGGGGCAAUUGAUUGACAACUGCUUCAGUUUGGAGCCUUGUUUUUGUUAGGGACAUCAAACGUGGUUCAGUCAGUGUUGGCAGAUUCUUUUGUUGGCAUUUUCAUUUUGAAGUUUACAUUUUCCAUCGCUGGUUUCCUUCCAUCCGGAGAGGUACCGGAUGUAAACCAGUCGCCAUUUACUGCGGUGGCGUCUCCCUACAAUAUGCACGCGUUUGAAUGCAAGCUGCCCUAAGAAGUGUACAAUUUUCUACUUUUCCCUUUAAUGUUACUUUUCUAAAAUGUGUCUAGGAAAUCAUGAAGAACCUGUGCCGUUACCAGCUGCUCCAACAGUAGUGGCAAACUGAACAGAAAAAAGACUGAAUGUGAAACACACAAGCCUUUAUUUCACAAAGAGUGGCCCUGUCUGAGACUGUACACAGAUUCUCUGGGCCGGUAGAGGACCAACAUGUUCACAUGGUGAGCGAUUAAUUAAAUAAUGUAGAAUACAUUUUACUGUGAUGAUUAAAUGUAGCUCUUAAUUGAUUAUGCUUGCUAGCUAGUACAGUAGUAUUACACAGUACAUCACCUGAAAUGGACAAGUGGUCAAUUGUUUUUCUCUAUAUCUAGCUACUAUCGUAACAAACAUGUAAAUGUGAAUAACACUAAGUUUGCCAUCCAUAUAAGACACCUUCAUCAGUAACUGGGGGGCCACUGCCUAACGUCGUCAAUCUACGACAUGCCACCGCAGUAAUGGCGACACCACUAGAUGGCGAAACACAAACCGAAGUCGUUUUGUGUGUUUAGUUUGUCAACUCUAGUUACACCUCGAUAAUGUAACUAAGUCCACUACUCUCAUGCACACACACUGGACACGCAGCCUGCCCUGCACACCCUGUCCCACACCCACGUGGCCCUAAACACACCUGGCGGAGACCUGCUCUCUAGCGAGUGCACUCUUCUUGUAGUUUAUUUAAAUGAUUUAAAGACCCCAUGAAAUUAAACCGAGUGGACACAAUAAAAUAACUGGAGAGCUGAUGGAGAAACAUGCAACCCUACUUCAUACUUCUUACACUGGUCUCGUAAAACAUGCUGUGUCUGGUGUGUUAUUCACCAAAGAAAAGUCAGUGGACAGCGGCUGCAAGUCUUCAUCUUGUCGCUGCUUCUUGCCGAGUUACAGCUGGUUUUUGGUCAUGUCACUGCCGCUUUCUACAUAGUUUUUUUUAAAUCAGAGUUGUAUUUCAUUAAAUACAGAUUUGUUUUGUUUCAUGGGGUCCUUAAAGUAUUUAAUUUCUACUCAUUUGACUGAAUCUCUUUGUGAAUAGAUGAGACGUUAGAGCUGUAACUGUCCAAGGUGACUUGUGUCAGAUCUGUUUUUACGUUACUGUUUGAACUACUUGUUAGAAAUGACUCUUUAGUUUUCACGUAGACAUGAAACUUUAAAUUAGUGAAAGAUCUGUGACGGCUGUACAUUGGAUAGUUGAUUCAACUGUUGUGUUUCCAGGGGCACAUUUUAACCACAUCAUAACUAGUUCAUAACGGUAUAAUCGCCUCUUUUAACCUCGGUUCAAAUAUGUGAGGCUCUGCUUCCCAUGUUGUGAGUAACAUAAGCGAAGGGACACCAUAAGAGCAUUUAUUUAUGUUUUUAAUCACUGUGUAUUUGUGUUUACAAGAUGACUCUGGGGAAUGAAGGAUAUGUAAGUGGCUGAAAGUCAGAAAGAUGGAAUAGUUACACAGCGGGUUAUACUGACAAAUCUAGCCUUUGUUCUUUUAAAGAAACGGGGCUGUUAUAAAGAUUAAUCCCAGUAACUCAGAUCAUGAUGAAUCCAUCUCUGUGAUGUAUUACAGAGCCCUGCUGUAGUGGAAAAUUAUGUUUUUGGGAAGUUUUGGAAAAGAUACUGAUGUUAGCAGAAAAUGGGUAUUUAUAACACGAUUGUGUUGGAAAAUGAGUUACAUGUGUUGUACAAAAACAAACUAUCAGUAUUUGUUUUUGGUUAAUUUGUAGGGAAAUGUCUUUCCAUCAAAGGGAAGGGUGCCUUAGAGGGAAUUGCAUAUUGAUAACAAGAGGCAAUGGACCUCCAGCAUUUAAAUGCACCUUCAUGUUGUUUGUCUGUAUUGAAGUGAGUUUGCCUCAUUCAUCUUUAGACUUCUUUUAAAUUAAAUGAUGUCAUUUCCUCUUAUUCAGAGUUUUUUUUGCACAUCUGACUCAGUCUACCGUGUUCUUAUGUGUUUCAUAUUUGUCCUGGAUUUCCUCAUGUUUACCAAAGAUCAAAAUUCAUGCUGUAUUUUCAGUGUCUAAUAAUAUUUUGUAGUUGUUAUAAUCUGGUUAUUAUCACAUCAACUGGCCAACGUGAUCCAAAAGCAAGUAUCAUAUUCAGAGGGAUGUCUGUGCUGUGUUUUUGUUAGGUGAUGUUUUAUCCAAAAUCUUGCAUGAACAUUUGUCUUUAUCAGAAACAAUAUUACUAGAAUAAAAACAAAUAUUAAUAUUACCAAGCUUCUGUCAUGUGUGCAUUUCUGCUCUCUGUGGUCCAUUUGAUUUCCUCCUGGUUCCAGCCUUUAUGCUUUGUUCUGCUAAACACAUCCCAGACCAACUGUACCGGACACAGAGAUGAAGAUCUUCUAAUAUGAUGUAAACAAAUGUACUGUUUCUCUUAUAUAUAUAUAUAAUUGUCAGUAUGAAGCAACACUAAACAAGACAAGAGAAGUCUUGUGUUUCUGGACCAUGAAUGCAGCUUGUGGGUAAGAUACACACGGCCUCGUGCAGCAACAUGCUCUUACAUUUCUCUUCUAAUUUCUUUUAUAUCACGGUCUGGGUGAAUACUCGAUUGUGAUUGGCUGCAGGGUGUCCAUUAAUCCCUGAUGUAGGACACCUACUAACUGGUUCCAGUAAAACUGUCUGUUCCCUAUUACAGCCCUGUAAUAAAUGUUCAGCUUUUGUUAGCAAUG
Molecule: messenger RNA, 6093 nt
Organism: Morone saxatilis (striped sea-bass)
Lineage: Eukaryota; Metazoa; Chordata; Actinopteri; Moronidae
Gene: ttl
Product: tubulin tyrosine ligase
Exons: 7
Coding region: 590-1819 (409 amino acids)
Biological process (GO): protein modification process
Source: RefSeq, a predicted model, not a curated record